Molecule: messenger RNA, 2510 nt
Organism: Linum trigynum
Lineage: Eukaryota; Viridiplantae; Streptophyta; Magnoliopsida; Malpighiales; Linaceae
Source: the annotation of a GenBank genome assembly
ACAACUACAAUUAUACUGCCACAACUCACGACGAGUAUGAUACUGAACUUCUUAAGGUUAGCAGGCUAAUCAGUCUCGAAUCUUUGCGAAGACUAAUGAUUUCGAAUUCGAGAUAUCUCGCGAAUGAUUUGACUACAAUAUUAUUGAUGGCUCACCUUAAUUUGUUCCAUGAUCCACACUCUGUUGAUUUCUUAUACGUUCGAACUUAGGAAAGGAAAAUAUUCAACUAUAUUGCACCAUGCUUGUGUUGAAAUUCUUGAGCUGGGCUUUACCUGCAAUAAGCUAGAAGGCCCACUUAGCCCAUCAAGGAAAACCUGGAGAACUUUCAUCCAUCCACGACUGGCUAGGGCCCAAUUUAUUGUUCAGAGCCCAGCCCAGGGCUCUCAAACCCGCACACGUAGCGGACAAUGACGUGGCGUGAACUAUACGCACCAGCAGCGCAUCUUAGUCAUUUUCCUAAAACUUUGCAUUAUUCCUGAUUGCGCAAGGCCUUUUAUUUUCCCCUUUUUAUAUUCCUCUGCGACUUCCUCUUCGCAAUCGUCUACCCGUUUCCCUCCGAGUUCCGUUCAAUUCCCGCGAAUUAUCGUCGGAGCCUUCGCGCAGGUGAAGAUUCUCCGUUCUCUCCACGAAUAUUUCGCAACGGCUCUUCAUUCCCGUUUCUGCUAAUUCCUUAGAUCCCAACAACAACUCCCUGAUGUUUCUUGCGGUCUAAUCCAGAAUUUGUCUGUUUGGUUACUCGAGAAACCAUUGUUGGGGGGGAAGACUUGAUGCAGUGAAAUUGGUUGAUGUGGUUGUUCCUUUUCUUUAUGGGAGAGGGGAAAAUGAUAUGUGAAUUUGAUUAGCUUGAUAGGAGUUGAAUGGUGGGCGAAGUUCGACUGGUUUUGCCUUUGGAAUGAAUGAGGUUUGCUUAAUGGUGGAGUUUUGUGCGGCUUAGGAUUGUGGAUUUCAGUAAAGUUUUGAGCUUGAUUGGAGUAUUCCACAUUUUUCCAGUUAAUGGUUUUGAUUGAUGGCAAGUGGACUGGAUAUUUGAAUGUGGUGUUCUCCCAUAACGUUUGACCUUCCAUCUUGUAGGAACUCGGGUUCAAUCAGUCAACUUCUUCUUUCCGCACAAUCCACGAUGUAUUUUGAUGGAUAUGGGUAUCACGGGACGUCCUUUGAGCAGACCUACCGGUGUUACCCUGCCUCGUUCAUUGAGAAGCCUCAAAUUGAAAGUGGUGAUAAAAUUAUAAUGCCUCCUUCAGCACUUGAUCGCCUCGCAUCCCUGCAUAUCGAUUAUCCUAUGCUGUUUGAGCUACAAAAUGAUGCUGCUGACAGAGUCUCUCACUGUGGUGUUCUUGAGUUCAUCGCCGAGGAAGGCAUGAUCUACAUGCCAUACUGGAUGAUGGAGAAUCUGCUCUUGCAAGAGGGAGAUAUAGUGCGAUUGAAGAAUGUGACCCUUCCUAAGGGAAAAUAUGUCAAGUUGCAACCUCACACAAAGGACUUCCUAGAUAUUACCAACCCUAAAGCUAUCCUAGAGACGACAUUAAGGAACUAUUCCUGCUUAACAACUGGUGACAGUAUUAUGGUGGCAUAUAACAACAAGAAGUAUUACAUAGAUAUCAUAGAAACAAAGCCUUCAAAUGCAAUAACUAUCAUCGAGACUGAUUGUGAGGUGGAUUUCGCACCUCCCCUUGAUUACAAGGAGCCUGAGAGAAAGCCUGCUGCAUCUGCUCUUUCGAGCAAGGCUCCAUCUCAAGUUGAAGAGGCGCCAGAAGAGAAUAUACCAAAAUUCAAUCCCUUCACAGGAGCAGGGAGACGUUUAGAUGGUAAACCGUUGCCGUACCAGCCUGCUCCAGUGUCUGCACCUUCGUCAUCCAAUGGCAAAAGUCCUGUUGCAGCCAAUGGUAGCGGGCAGUCAUCUGCUGCUGCUGCUGGCUCCAGCUCACAAAAUGCUUCUCGCCAGGCCCAGGGAAAACUCGUGUUUGGAGCAAACGCCAACCGGGCUCCUACCAAGGGAACACAGAAGGAAGCUGCAAAAGAGCCGAAACAAGAGCAGCCAGAGAAGAAAGACGAACCGAAGUUCCAGCCGUUCUCAGGGAAGAAGUACUCAUUGAGGGGUUGAUUAUUUAUUCACCAACACAGUCAAUGCCCUAAGAGUUAUGUUCUGUUGCUACUUGGGAGUAUCAUAAAAAAGCAGUAGAAUUUAUGUGGAUUCAGUUUCACUGGGUUGUUGUAUCAUGAAAAGUACAUUAACUAUUAGUUAUGUUAUGAUAAUGGGAAUGGGAAUGUGUUAGGGUUCCUAUUUGAAGUGAUUAUGUGAAGCUUGCAAGCCUCUACCUUGCUGCAAAAGCCGCGUUUGGUUUUCGUACUUACUCAAUCGGAGAUACUAGUUUCCUUUCUAUAUUGCGGAAAUGUUGAUGAAAUAAUGUUUAGUGUCACUAUUGUGGUUCAACGAGUAAUUCAAUAUCAAAUGUUACCAGUUGAUAUAUCAUGAAUAACUAGUUUAACGGUAAUGAAGUCGCGUGAGAACG